Molecule: messenger RNA, 1242 nt
Organism: Seminavis robusta
Lineage: Eukaryota; Bacillariophyta; Bacillariophyceae; Naviculales; Naviculaceae
Source: the annotation of a GenBank genome assembly
AUGAAGAUCUUUGGCAAACGCAAAAAGUCGGCAAAGGUUGACGAGGCCCAAAAAUCAGGGGGGAAGAGUACCGGUGAUAUCCCCCAGCAAGAAGAAACGAGAGUCUUUGCCUCGGACACGGCGGUCCAAGAGCUGCUGAAGAAAGAUCCCAGUGGAUGGAAUGCUAAGGAAAAGCGAAUGGUGAAGCGCUAUCAGAAACGAAAGACGGAGGAAGGAGAUAAAAGUACUGAUGACGCAAAAGAGGAUAAGAAAUCUAAAGAACCAAAAUCCCAAAAGAAGGCUGUUGAAGCAGAACAGAAGGUACACAAGGACGAAGCCGACAGUUCAGAUAAUGAGGACGAUAGUAGCAGCAGCCGUGGUGACAACUCUGACUCAUCCGAGGAUGAAAACAAGAAGGAUGACAAUACACCUGAAGAUCAGAAUAAUAAUGACGAUGAAGUUAAGGAGGUAGAAGGCGAGCAGGACCAAGGAAUGGCAGAGGCAUCACGACAUGGAGGUGACAAUAAUGAAACCAUGGGCUUGGAUUUGGAAUCUGUUUUGGAUUCGACACUGAUUGAGGGACUCAACUCCAAACAGAGACGAACGUUAUCUCGCACACUGGCCAAAAAUGGAGCUAGUGCCGUCAAACAAGUCAUUGACGAGGCCAACCAAAUUGUCCAUGGAAACCCAGCCGCCAAGCAAGAAGACACCACCUCUGACAGUGCAGAAAACAAAGCCAAUGACAAGAAAACUGAGGAUGAGGAUGACGACGACGAAAUGUCUACAGUCCAAAAUCUCCUGCAGAGCUUGAAUUCCAAACAAAAACGAAAACUGUCACGACGAUUGGAACGAGAAGGAAGUAGCUGUCUUGCCGAGGUAAAAGCAGAGGCAGAAGCUUUAUUAAAGGGAGAUCCGAAGUCUCCAGCCGACGACGACAACAACAAUGCGUCAACAGGAACUUCACAAACGGUAUCAGGAAAGAAACGAAAACGACGUCGAGGCACUGCUGAUUUGAGUGGUCUGACUCCGGAAGAACGACUGAGACGGGAGGAACAACGCAAGAUGCAAAAAGAGGCGGCUGAACGCAGAGCCAAUGGAGAGGAAGACGCUUCAUUUAAACACCCACUCAACUCGGAGCGACGAAGAGCAAACCGAAGAAAGCCCAAAUGGGCACCCAAAAAGGCAUUUACCCAGAAUCAAGACAAAAUUGAACACAACGCAUCCGGUUUUCAUGUCCGCAAAAUCAAAAAAGCACAAGAAUGA